Molecule: messenger RNA, 505 nt
Organism: Dothidotthia symphoricarpi CBS 119687
Lineage: Eukaryota; Fungi; Ascomycota; Dothideomycetes; Pleosporales; Dothidotthiaceae
Product: ribosomal protein S1
Exons: 3
Coding region: 96-446 (116 amino acids)
Biological process (GO): translation
Cellular component (GO): ribosome; cytosolic small ribosomal subunit
Molecular function (GO): structural constituent of ribosome
Source: RefSeq, a predicted model, not a curated record
CACACCAGUCAUCACGUUACCGCGAUCCACGAUCCAAGUCUUGACUGGAAUUUGUACCUUCCCGUCAACACCAAUACACUCCACCCACAUCCACCAUGUCUUACAACAAGCCUGAGAAGGACUUCGGCGAGGGCCCCAAGAUCCACAAGAUCCGCAUCACCCUCACCUCGCGCAACGUCAAGUCGCUCGAGAAGGUGUGCCAGGAGCUCAUCGACCGUGCCAAGAACAAGGAGCUCCGCGUCAAGGGCCCCGUCCGCCUGCCCACCAAGAACCUCAAGAUCACCACCCGUAAGACACCUAACGGUGAGGGUUCCAAGACCUGGGAUAUGUAUGAGAUGCGCAUCCACAAGCGUCUCAUCGAUCUCCACGCGCCUACCGAGGUCGUCAAGCAGAUCAUCAUCAACAUCGAGGCUGGUGUUGAGGUCGAGGUCACCAUUGCCGCAUAAGGGCAGACUGGGACAUGUGGGGGAGAAUGGGCUUGGACAGACAUGUGGUUACGAAUGGG